Molecule: messenger RNA, 15961 nt
Organism: Orbicella faveolata
Lineage: Eukaryota; Metazoa; Cnidaria; Anthozoa; Scleractinia; Merulinidae
Product: sacsin-like
Molecular function (GO): Hsp70 protein binding
Source: RefSeq, a predicted model, not a curated record
AUGGCAGUCAGAUGUGAAGCUCGUUUAGCUUCCGUUAUGUUCGUGCAAGUCCUACGUGAAAUUAUUCAGAAUGCAGAUGAUGCAGGGGCCUCGAAGGUAUCCUUCCUCCUUGAUUCGCGCCCAAGCUUCUACGGAAGGGACUCUUUGUACGAGCCCAGCCUUGCUCAGUUCCAGGGUCCUGCGUUAUAUGCACAAAACAAUGCUCUCUUUGAGGAAGGUGACUGGGAAAACCUGGAAAGGCUAAUGAGAAGCAGUAAGAAAGAUGACCCGUUAAAAGUGGGCCGAUUUGGCAUAGGCUUUAACUCUGUUUAUCACAUGACGGGUGAGUUCUUGAAAAGGGAAAUUAUUCAGAAUGCAGAUGAUGCAGGGGCCUCGAAGGUAUCCUUCCUCCUUGAUUCGCGCCCAAGCUUCUACGGAAGGGACUCUUUGUACGAGCCCAGCCUUGCUCAGUUCCAGGGUCCUGCGUUAUAUGCACAAAACAAUGCUCUCUUUGAGGAAGGUGACUGGGAAAACCUGGAAAGGCUAAUGAGAAGCAGUAAGAAAGAUGACCCCCGAGAUCCUAAUGCUGCCGUGUACGUUUCAUCGGCCACCCAUCCGCGUUCCCUUUUCCACAACAUGGAGAGUAAGUUCCUCGACAGCGAAGAACAAUCCCCGGCGCUUAAGUAUUUGUCAGAGGCUGCUUCUGAUGCAAGCAAUCCAAACAUCGUCUAUCCUUUGCAGCUCGUCAAACUUAACAAAACCAUCGCAGUUAAUCUUCUACGACAAAUGUUGCCUCCAAGUUGGUUUGGAGCAGAUCAUCUGGUUUCAUGGAAUCCAGGCAUAAACGGGCAUCCGCCAGAAACCUGGUUGGAGUUUGUAUGGAGAUGGAUCCAAAAUGUUUUUGCUACUGAUCUCUCCUCUUUUCAUGACUUCCCUCUCAUUCCUCACGCAUGUGCGGGACGUCGCAGCAUAGUGAAGCUUAAGACAUCGAGUUUGGCUAUCAGACAACACAACCAGGGUCUAUCUUUACAGCCACUUAUUGUUUCCUUGCUUGGAAAAAUGGGCUGCAUUGUUCUGGUAAGCCUUCCACCUUACGUACGUCACAAUGCCUUACACAAGUACAUCGCCUCUCCCAACAUUCAAGGCGUCCUGAGAAUCUUUCAAGCACUUGGCAAAGACAGAUGUGUUUCGAUGAUUUCCUGCUGUUCAGCAGACGAGAAACGAGCACUAAGAAGAUUUCUCUCUUCAGAGUAUUUCAGUCCUGAUCAAAUAGGCCUCCUGCUGCACCUGCCGAUUUUUGACGCAGCUGAUGGAACAUCCUUCAUUCCUGUAAUGGAAGGAUGGCAAGUCCGUACGGUUUUUCCAUAUGGUUUCCAGCUUCCUCAUUCCUUGCCAGUUCCCAAUGCUUCCAGAAUCAUACAUCUAAAGGAUUCCGAGUCGUAUACUCUUCUUCAAAGGCUUGGAAUCUCUGUGACGAUCCCAGCAACCUUCCUGAUCCCCUUAGAGGUCCGAUGGAACAGAAGCCUCAUGGAAGAUGCAGUAUCCCAGGCUUACUUUCAGGUUCUAGAGAACACGAUGCGUAUGCACAAGCAAGGAAAGAUUCCGUCAUACGACAGUUUCUCCCUUUGGCCAAAUCCAGAGACGCUCCAAUCAUCGGCAUGGGCACCACUCAUAAAAAGCGUUUAUCAACGAAUCGCAACUUCUGAUCUUCCAUUGGUUCUCAUAGAAGGGGACUGGAGUCCCGUAACCCAAUGCAUUUAUCGAGACGUCGAGUUGCAGAAAAUUCCGAAAAGCGAGAAAGUUCUGGCAAUGCUUGAUUACAAAGUAGUCCCACUUCCAGACUUCGCAAGAAAAGGCUUUCAACAGGCUGGGUGUAUCGAGAUGAUUGAAGAGCGGACAAUGACUCAGCAGAAUUUUUUGAAAGAUGUCUUUUUCCCAAACAUGUUGACGAUACCUGGUGAUCUACGAGAUUCCAUUGUGCUUUACCUGAUUGACGAAUGCCUUCGAGGACAUUCAAGCCAUCGAUCGGAUCUUGUCACACUAUACAAGUCUUUGCUUUCAACCAAUCGUUGUAUCCCUUGUGGGCCGUGCGAGGGAGAUUUGGCAUCUCCAAAAGAACUUAUAUCCCCUAUAAGUACGGGGGCGACUUUGUUCUCAGAAGAUGAAAAGAGAUUCCCGUUUGGCUCGGGUUAUCGCACCAAAGAGCGCCUUCUCAUGCUUGAAAACAUGGGCAUGGCAUCGGACAUCCUUGACUGGAAGACUUUACUAGAGCGAGCAAACACGGUGCCAGUGCUUUGUGUUAAAGCCGAACAAGAUGCUCGAGAAAGAGUUGCCCGUCUUGUGAACUACAUAAAUGUUCAUCUUCACAAACUUGACCCUCCCACAGAAUGGAUGAAAUCAGAGUUAGUGAGAGUGAGCAUGUUUCCAGUUCUGAACAAACCGGUACACAGUGCAAUGCCUUGGAGAGGUUCCCAUGAAUACACAAAUGGAAACGUCAUGCUUCAGGCCGAAGAAAUGUAUGGUGAGGAAUACAAGUUUAUCGCAGGGUCCUCAAGGCCAAUCCUAGACGAAAGCGAGGGACUUGGCUGUGGAAAACUAAACAAGCAAACGCGAGAUCUUUUUGGCUUUGGUUGCCGUAAACCAUCAUUCCAAGAAGUUCUUAACCAGUUGGACCAUGCUAUUCAGGCAACACUGCACUCACCCGGUGAAGCCAAUAGUUUUGAAUAUGUUUUCCAUAGCAUAUAUGAUUUCUUUCAAGAACUUCUUUCGGAAAAAGAUGGUGAGGAGAUUGUUGAAGAGUUGAAAGAUAGAUGUUGGAUACUUACCCAAGGAAAAUGUCUCUCGUCCGACCAGCUUGCUUUCAAGUGGGAAAGAUCUGGCGAACCUUACCUUUACGAGGUACCAAAGACUCUCGCCGACAAAUAUCGUCGCCUGUUUCAAGCCACAGGAGUAAAAGAUUUUUUUUCCACCGAAGACGUCAUUCGUACCCUUUACAGACUCAGCGAGGAUAAGUGCGGGGAGUGUCUAUCUGCGACAGAAUUCAAAGUUACAAGGUCUUUCAUCGAGGAGCUGUUAGAAGCUCCGGAGCAUCUACUUCAAAUUGAGAAGGGCAAGAUUCCUUUACCAGACCAUAACCUGUUUCUACAGCCCGCUGAGAAAUUGGCCAUUAAUGACGCACCGUGGAUCACAGCAAGACGUGGUACCGCCUAUGUUCACGAGCACAUUUCCAUCGAUUUUGCCUACAAGCUGGGCGCGACUGAUAUUCGCGCAAAGAAACUAGCUGACAAAUCACGUCCAAUCGGAAAGCCAUUCGGCCAGCGAGAGGAGCUAACUGAUCGUUUGAAAGGUAUUUUAAAAGCCUAUCCAUGUGACGUUGGGAUACUGAAAGAGCUUGUCCAAAACGCUGACGACGCGGGUGCCACCGAGUUGCACUUUAUUUACGACCCUCGAAGCCAUCCCUCGGAACGCCUUUUAAGUAACAACUGGAAGGAACUUCAAGGACCUGCCUUGUGCGUAUAUAACAACCGACCAUUCUCAGAAAAGGAUUUAGAAGGGAUUCAAAGACUGGGAAUUGGAAGUAAAACGGAAGAUCCCACAAAGACGGGACAGUACGGGAUUGGUUUUAACGCUGUGUACCACCUAACCGAUUGUCCAAGUUUUAUAUCGAAUGGAGACACGCUUUGUAUUCUUGACCCUCACUGUCGCUAUGCCCCUGGAANUAACAGGCUGGCCACUCCAUGUGAUGUUCUCGAUCCACAACAACCCGUUUUGCGACAACUUUUUGAAGACGACAACAACAAGUUUCCACAUAACGACUUCGCCAAAGAUGACAUUCUCCAGCCUCUUCGACAACUUGGAAUGAGGAGUGUUCCAAAUGCAGACGACAUUUUGCAUGUUGCCCAGACAUUAUGCAAUAUCCCUCUUGAUGUGGCAUCACGUAAAGCAUCAGCACUAUUAGAGUUUCUAAACACUAACCCGCUUUUACUGAACUCAAACAAGACCUUGGUUCAAGCUCUAAUGAAAGAGAGGUGGAUCCAACGAAUGCAGAAUCGUCCUGCUUCCUACCCUUGCGUCAUGCCUUGGUUUUCAGGGAAAGCACAGUUCUUCAAACCGUCUGAUGUGCUAAGUCAGUCUAAAGCCAAUCUUGCAGGAGCAUCGUUUCCUCUUGUCUCCAGGCCUUGCACACGAGCACUGGAGAAUGUUUUCGGUUGGGACAAGUCACCCGCCGCCCACCACCUCAUAGACCAGCUGCGCUCUGCCUACGUUGUGUCAUUAAAUGACAUGAAUACGACUGACAGGUAUCAUUUUCAAGCAAUGUUAAAACAGAUCUACGAGGAAGCAUCCACCUAUCCUAACUUCACUUGGAUGAUAGGACAAGAUGUUAGCUUUUCUGCGUGGGUAUGGCACGGAAACGGAUUUACAUCACCGUCCAAGAUGGCAUUUGUUUCACCUUGCAACUUCGACUUGAAGCCUUACUUAUUUACAGUUCCACAAGACUUUGAGGCCCUCCGUUCGUUUUUCCAACAAUGUGGUGUUCGUGAGAGAUUUAACGAAACAGACCUGCUGGGUGUCCUCGCAAUGAUAAAGGAUAAGCACGACGCAAGCAAUGAUAUGAGAAAUGUAGCGGAUGACCGAAAAUUGUCAUGCGACAUUCUGCAAUGGAUGGUAAAAGAUGGAAAGUCACUGAAUUCAGAGCUCCGUAGAAACCUGUUGGUGCCAGUAAUGACCUGGGAUAACACCUUAAAGAUGGUUCCAUGCAACGACUGCACAUUCUGCGACGCAGGUUGGUUGAGGAAAGGAGGUUCAGAACUUCCAAUCACAAGUCAGUUUCCUAUGAUUCAUGACAGCAUAUCUACGAAAACCGCUGAGCUUCUGGGUGUUCCACCUAUUAGCACGCGUGUCACGUGCGCGGAGGCACUAGGUAUCGAACAAACAGGCCCUCACGAGCCAAUUACAACCAGGCUUAAGAAUAUUCUGAACGAGUACAAAGAAGGUGUUGGUGUUUUCAGAGAACUGGUACAGAAUGCAGAUGACGCUGGUGCAACUGAAGUGCAGUUUGUUCUCGACUGGCGCAGCCAUCCAACCGAAAGGGUCUUGUCAUCAGGUAUGGCAGACUGUCAAGGUCCCGCCUUGUUAGUGUACAACAACGCAGUUUUUACAGACGACGAUUUGCAGAAUAUAUCGAAGUUGGCAGGGGCCACAAAAAAAGAAGACCUGGAAAAGAUCGGCCGUUUUGGACUUGGUUUCAGUUCAGUCUACCACUUCACUGAUGUUCCAAGUUUCAUCAGCAGAAACUACGCCGUGUUCUUUGAUCCACACAGAACACACCUUGGGGUGCAUAUACCUGAUGCCUCAAAACCUGGAAUCAAGAUAAAUUUGGCUGUCAAUCCACACAGUCUAAGCUGCUUUCCCCACCAAUAUCUCCCUUACAACGGGCUAUUUGGCUGUGACACGACUUCACCAAGUAGUACGUCUGGGAAGUUUUAUUUUGAAGGAACUCUGUUUAGAUUUGCCUUCCGAACAAAGAGAGGAGAAAUCUGCGAUAAGAUCUACAACAGACAGGAGAUACAAACCCUUAUGCAUUCUUUUCAAGAAUCGUCGUCAAGCUUGCUCUUGUUUACACAGAAUAUAAAAAGGGUAACAUUCCUUGAGGUGGAAGAGAAUGUCCUUGAUCCAAGAAACGCGCGACUACUGUUUGAAAUUUCGAAAGAAACAGCGAACGUACGUCAACCAGACAAACCUCUGGUGGAGAACACAUUUCUCCAUUCAUGCGCAGAAUGGACAAAAACGCAAAGUCAUGCCAUCUUUGCAAACAAGGAGCCACCGCCCAAGUUAACAGAGGUGAUAACUGUGACCUCAAAGAAUGGUGACGGGAGUCAAGAAAGCUGCUCCUGGCUUAUAAGUUCUUGCCUAGGAACUGGCAAUUCCUUUCAGCUGGCAACCAGUGAUCUGAACAAACCGGUACACAGUGCAAUGCCUUGGAGAGGUUCCCAUGAAUACACAAAUGGAAACGUCAUGCUUCAGGCCGAAGAAAUGUAUGGUGAGGAAUACAAGUUUAUCGCAGGGUCCUCAAGGCCAAUCCUAGACGAAAGCGAGGGACUUGGCUGUGGAAAACUAAACAAGCAAACGCGAGAUCUUUUUGGCUUUGGUUGCCGUAAACCAUCAUUCCAAGAAGUUCUUAACCAGUUGGACCAUGCUAUUCAGGCAACACUGCACUCACCCGGUGAAGCCAAUAGUUUUGAAUAUGUUUUCCAUAGCAUAUAUGAUUUCUUUCAAGAACUUCUUUCGGAAAAAGAUGGUGAGGAGAUUGUUGAAGAGUUGAAAGAUAGAUGUUGGAUACUUACCCAAGGAAAAUGUCUCUCGUCCGACCAGCUUGCUUUCAAGUGGGAAAGAUCUGGCGAACCUUACCUUUACGAGGUACCAAAGACUCUCGCCGACAAAUAUCGUCGCCUGUUUCAAGCCACAGGAGUAAAAGAUUUUUUUUCCACCGAAGACGUCAUUCGUACCCUUUACAGACUCAGCGAGGAUAAGUGCGGGGAGUGUCUAUCUGCGACAGAAUUCAAAGUUACAAGGUCUUUCAUCGAGGAGCUGUUAGAAGCUCCGGAGCAUCUACUUCAAAUUGAGAAGGGCAAGAUUCCUUUACCAGACCAUAACCUGUUUCUACAGCCCGCUGAGAAAUUGGCCAUUAAUGACGCACCGUGGAUCACAGCAAGACGUGGUACCGCCUAUGUUCACGAGCACAUUUCCAUCGAUUUUGCCUACAAGCUGGGCGCGACUGAUAUUCGCGCAAAGAAACUAGCUGACAAAUCACGUCCAAUCGGAAAGCCAUUCGGCCAGCGAGAGGAGCUAACUGAUCGUUUGAAAGGUAUUUUAAAAGCCUAUCCAUGUGACGUUGGGAUACUGAAAGAGCUUGUCCAAAACGCUGACGACGCGGGUGCCACCGAGUUGCACUUUAUUUACGACCCUCGAAGCCAUCCCUCGGAACGCCUUUUAAGUAACAACUGGAAGGAACUUCAAGGACCUGCCUUGUGCGUAUAUAACAACCGACCAUUCUCAGAAAAGGAUUUAGAAGGGAUUCAAAGACUGGGAAUUGGAAGUAAAACGGAAGAUCCCACAAAGACGGGACAGUACGGGAUUGGUUUUAACGCUGUGUACCACCUAACCGAUUGUCCAAGUUUUAUAUCGAAUGGAGACACGCUUUGUAUUCUUGACCCUCACUGUCGCUAUGCCCCUGGAGCAUCUAAAGAGAAUCCCGGGCGUCUUAUCGGACCGAUUGGAGAAGAAGAACGAUCCGACUACCGGGAUAUGUUUCCUGGUUAUCUAGAGAACUUUUUUGAUUUAACAUCGGCAACCCUCUUCCGUUUUCCCCUUAGGAACAAGAAAAUUUCAGCAGAGUCAUCUAUAUCUCAAAAGCAGAUUUCCCACACAGAAAUGAUGUUCUUUAUGAACUUGUUCACUCUUGAAGCAAAGGAAAUCCUCUUGUUUUUGAACCACGUGAAGAAAAUAACCCUCUCUGAAAUUAAAGACGACCAGCUAAAAGAAAUCUACUCGGUUUCUGCACAAUUGACAGAUGAAGACGCUGCACAGCGAGUGAAACUUGCAAAUCACAUUAAAAACUCCAAGGCUCUAACGACGAAUGAGAUUGAUUGGCUUGGGAUCACGUACCUCCUAUUGAUUCAGGAACGAGAAGUACAAGAAAAAUGGCUCAUUCAUCAAUGUAUUGGUCUGCAGACAAGUGAAGAAACUAAAGAAGUUCCAGACGGUCGAGGUUAUGGUCUGCUACCUCGCGGUGGUAUAGCAGCCAAAGUGGCCGAGAAAUCAAAGUCCCUUUCCAGUGACAGAAAGGAACCUAAACACAAGGCCUUUUGCUUUCUGCCGUUACCAUUAGAUACAGGACUUCCAGUUCAUGUCAAUGGUCACUUCUAUUUGGAUUCCGCACGGCGAAACCUGUGGCGCGAUGAAAAUGAAGAAAAAGGGUUUGGGAGCAAAUGGAACCAUUUCAUUAUUACUGGGGUCCUGGCCCAAGCUUACGUCUCACUUAUGUUGGUGGCACGUGGUCUAUUGCCUGGGCUGAAAAACGCGGAGGUCGAUUUCUUUCCCAAAGAGUACAAACUCCACGAAGGAAUGCGAUGGUAUCACCAUCUCUUUCCACACUUCGAUUCUGUCCAUAGCCAAUGGACAGUUCUGGCCGAGGCAGUAUUUCAGAAGAUUUGCAGCCAAGACCAGAAGUUACUGCCGCUGACGAAGAAAACGUUGGAGACAUUUGAAGUUUCUCCACAGAGGUCUGAUGAAUCUGGUGCUAAAGGAGUGACUCAGUGUUUUUGGUUACCUCCUUCACAAGGUUUUUUCGACACAAUGAUGUUCAGGAGUGAAUCCGAUAACAAACUUAAGAAAAUUCUGCUGACAGUGGGCUUCAAGCUUUUAUACUCUUCCCACAGAGUCUUCAACGACUUCAUGAAAGCAGGUACUACGGUGAAAGAGAUCACGCCCCAGGUAGUUGUCCAGUUUCUAAAGGAACAUCCAAGCAAUAUUGGCAAUAUUCCUCGUCCUGUUGGCGAGACGAAACUUGGUUCUGUGGUGAGUGUGCUCUUACUCCUCAGCUACUGCAUGAAAGCACCUUCGUUUCCGAAAGAAAUGUUUGGAUUGCCACUGUUACUGACUGAGGAUAACGUACUUAGGCGUUUUCAGAAAGAUGACCAAGUGUUUCUGAGCCUUUUCGCCGAUUUGGUACCAAAUCAUCGUUCUCGAUUUAUCCAUCACGCAUUGGCUACAAGUCUGCUUGACAUCGAGACAAAAAUCUUUGCCGCGAAUCAAGGUGUUCUCAAGGAAUUUGACGUCUCCGCAUUAGCCUCCCUCCUUCCAAGUACUGCAAAUGGCAGCUGGUAUGAAACAAAUACUCUGAUUCCAUGGGAGCCAGAUAAAGAGCCGUCCAAAACCUGGCUACAGCGACUGUGGGAGUUCUUAUCAAAGAUCCACAAAAAAACAGAGAAGACCAUUUCCCUUGACCCCUUAGGAAAAUGGCCCAUCCUUCCAACACUAUCGAGGAAUCUAGCUCCAGUCUCCAGAGGUAAAGUAAUCCUCGACUUGACCACUUCAGACUCUUGGUCACCCGGCCAAAGACGUGUUGUCACUUUACUGCGGAAGCUAAAAUGUCAUGAAGUUGAUAUAGAGCUUAUCACUAGGGAUGGCAGGUGGGAUGUAUCAACCAUACUUAAACCGUAUCUAUCCUACCCCAACUCAUCGCAAGACAUACUCAGAGUAUUGGACUACCUGAUGAAUGAAGGUGAUAUCUCCGGUUGUCUUUCCGAGGAUGAAAUGGUCUCAAUGCUGCAGUUUUUUCAAGAUGACGUAACACCUUUGAAACAGGACCAUGCAUUUAUAUCGAUCGUUAGACGAUUGCCAUUUUUCAAGACUUUCCACGGAGAAUUUGUCCGCCUUGACAGUGUUGGAUCGGUUAAUGUCAUCCCAGAAGGCUUACCAAUUGACGAGUCAGAUGUCUGGAUGAGAGGAAACAACUGUGUGUUUUUAGCACCUGCACCCAAGCUGGACCGCCUGUACAAGGAACUUCUCGGUGUGGGUGAUAAAACACAUACAGAUUGUUACAUCAAUUUCAUCUUCCCACAGUUUCCAGAUCUUACGCAGGCAACACGAAUGCGUCACCUCAACUACGUUAGACGGUAUUUACUGCUCCCAUAUAGCAGUGACAUCCAACACAACAGAGUUUUAAGUGCACUAAGAACCUUGGCAUUCAUUCCAGACGCCAACGGAACACCGCGAACUGCUUCACAUUUUCAUGAUCCAGGCGUGAAAGUCUUUGCAGUUAUGUUACCACGUGAAGCAAAGCCGCCAGAUCCAUUUGAUGAGAAAUCCGGUUGGUUGGACCUCCUUCGCAAAGUUGGUCUUAAGCAGGAGGUCAGUAAAGAUACAUUUCUGGAGUUCUCAAAAGAAGUGACCAAACAAGCAGAGAACACGAGCAAGAAAUCUCACGGUGAGUUGGAAAAAAAGUCUCGAGUUCUCGUUACACACCUUUUUAACAACGUGUCCUUGCACGAUGUUACCUAUCUUCGGACACUCUCGACACUAAAGUUUGUGGCCUCUUCAAAGGCUAGCGACGAGCUUUGCUCUCUUCACAGACAGCAUCUGUCUUCAGGACAAGGUAAGGAUGGAAUUAUUCCAUUUAUUCACUUUCACAGUUCACUGCCAGACACCUUUGAAAGACUGACCUGGACGGCUACAUCUCUUCUUCCUUCCUGGGCUGUUCCAAACACUACCUUGCCAAAGCUGAAGAGCCUUGGAGUUCUAGAGGAACCUUCUCUUGAACAGGUUGUUGCUCAUGUCACAAAACUGUCGCAAAGCCUUUUAAAGGACGUUGACCGAGAGCAACCACAACCAAAACGUCACCUUUUGAGUCAAGUCAUGGUUGAAGUGUACACAUUCCUUCAACGUGUAAGCAGUUGCCAGAAAAGUGACUCCCUUGACUCGUGCUCGCAAGUGUGCCACGAAAUUGGAAAACGACUGUCUGAAAUUUCUUUCAUUCUCGUUGAAGAUGGCCGAGUGUUUGUCCGUUGUGACCAGCUGGCGUUUCGCCUUGAUGAGCAACUACCACCAUACCUGUACAGAGUUCCUCGAGAAUACGGGAUUUUUGAGCACUUGUUCAAACGCCUUGGAGCAAUGGAGGAAGCUAGCCCCGUGCAGUUUGCCAAACUCCUUAGUCGUCUCAGAGAAUCAUGUCAAGAGGAGAAGAUGCAUGCCAAUGAACUUCGAGUCGCAAAACAUGCUGUUUUCGGACUAUUUUGUACUCUAAAGGCCAUAAAAGACCGCAAUGGAGAAGGCCGGCAAGACAACCCUCUAGCUGACAUCAAAACUCUGUACCUUCCAAGUAGUGAACAGAAGCUUCAAUGUUCUACAAACCUGGUCCUGUUUGAUUGCCCGCAAUACACGUCUCGUAUACCACAUUCGAUGUUUGAGUUCCUCGAUGCACUCCACAGAUAUAAUUUAAAGUUUGCCACUCCUCGCCAAAUUAUCGAUCUUUUGCCGGUUCACCUAAAGACGCAAUCCUUGGCAUCAUUAGUGAGGGAAGAACUCCAUCCAGAGAGCAGGGAUAAGAAGUGCCGCGCUGACACCGAGAAGAAAUGUCAGAAUGCAAAUCACCUCCGCCAGAUAUUGUUUUGUCCUCAGCUUGUGGAUGGCAUUUUGAGAAUCCUAAAGUUUCAGUUCCAGAAAGCCAAAUUGACGGAGGACGUCCGUAACAACGUUCGCAGUUUUCAAAAGGAGCUAAGCAUAAGUUGCAUGGAAGAGCUGUCCACCGAGUUAGUUGAAAAUGGAACAAAUACUCCAAUUUCAGAGAGUCGUAAAUCAACGCGCAUGGAUUGUUUUGUGGAGCAGGAGGCAAAUGGCAGAAAGCAUAUUUUUAUCAAACAUGGAGCAGAUCCUAGUGCGGUGCGCAGAGUUCUCUGUAAAGAGAUAAAUCAGCUGACUGGGUGUCACAUCGAUAAAGAGAGCUGGUUGCAUCUAGCAGCUAUUGUAGAUUGUAAGUCUCCUGACAGUAUUUCUUCCGUGCUGGACAACGCUGGUGUCUCCCACGAUGCGGAAGCAGGUGACACCCCACAGUUGGAACCUGAUCUUGGCUCAGAGAUACCAGAGGAGCUCCACGAACUUCUGGUACAGUAUGACGACUUUUAUUUUCGACCGGGUGAAUUUGUUGCAUUUGAAAGAGAAGACUCGACCGACGAGGAACCGAAGUACAUAUAUGCGCAAAUCAUUCACAAGCUUAACACGCCGCAUCUUGCUAAAUCCAAAAAGGACAAGACAAAGAGAAAACAGAGAGGAGAGAGCAACCUUCUUAGCAGGUACCUUGUAGACAUCGGUAGUGAGAAGAAAGAGGUGGAUGUGCUAGAUCUUUACAAGAUCAAACGGCCACGACAGAUUCACGACGAAGAAGACAAAGAAAUGGAGGAGGAAUCUCUCUCGGAUACAAUGGAACUUGUGCCUUACGCAGGAAGCAGUGGCCAAAAUCCAGGGGAAGCAAGAGCGCAAUCAUCAACAUCUUCCCAAGGUGCAAACGAACCUCCCAAGCCAAGAACGUUGGAAAACGCCUUAAAAGAAGUGAGAAAAGCUUUGGCUGAAAUUCGUAAACUUCCGGAAGACAAACAGAAAAAGGCAAUUAGACGUCUUUUCCUUCGAUGGCACCCUGACAAGAACAUGGACAUGCAAGAAAUUGCAAAUGAAGUGAUGAAGUUCAUACAAAACGAGGUCGAAAAGUUCUCAAAAGAAUCCGGUUGGUUGGACCUCCUUCGCAAAGUUGGUCUUAAGCAGGAGGUCAGUAAAGAUACAUUUCUGGAGUUCUCAAAAGAAGUGACCAAACAAGCAGAGAACACGAGCAAGAAAUCUCACGGUGAGUUGGAAAAAAAGUCUCGAGUUCUCGUUACACACCUUUUUAACAACGUGUCCUUGCACGAUGUUACCUAUCUUCGGACACUCUCGACACUAAAGUUUGUGGCCUCUUCAAAGGCUAGCGACGAGCUUUGCUCUCUUCACAGACAGCAUCUGUCUUCAGGACAAGGUAAGGAUGGAAUUAUUCCAUUUAUUCACUUUCACAGUUCACUGCCAGACACCUUUGAAAGACUGACCUGGACGGCUACAUCUCUUCUUCCUUCCUGGGCUGUUCCAAACACUACCUUGCCAAAGCUGAAGAGCCUUGGAGUUCUAGAGGAACCUUCUCUUGAACAGGUUGUUGCUCAUGUCACAAAACUGUCGCAAAGCCUUUUAAAGGACGUUGACCGAGAGCAACCACAACCAAAACGUCACCUUUUGAGUCAAGUCAUGGUUGAAGUGUACACAUUCCUUCAACGUGUAAGCAGUUGCCAGAAAAGUGACUCCCUUGACUCGUGCUCGCAAGUGUGCCACGAAAUUGGAAAACGACUGUCUGAAAUUUCUUUCAUUCUCGUUGAAGAUGGCCGAGUGUUUGUCCGUUGUGACCAGCUGGCGUUUCGCCUUGAUGAGCAACUACCACCAUACCUGUACAGAGUUCCUCGAGAAUACGGGAUUUUUGAGCACUUGUUCAAACGCCUUGGAGCAAUGGAGGAAGCUAGCCCCGUGCAGUUUGCCAAACUCCUUAGUCGUCUCAGAGAAUCAUGUCAAGAGGAGACGAUGCAUGCUAAUGAACUUCAAGUCGCAAAACACGCUGUAUUUGGACUAUUUGUUUCUCUAAAGGCCAGAAAAGACCGCAAUGGAGAUGAUCGGCGAGACAAUCCGCUGGAUAAGAUCGAAACUCUUUACCUUCCAAGCAGAGAUCAAAAGCUCCAACGCUCUACAAACCUGGUCCUAUUUGAUUGCAUUAAGUACCAGUCUCGUAUACCACAUUCUAUGUACGAGUUCCUCGAUACAUUGAAAAAAUACAAUUUAACAUUUGCCACACCUCGCCAAAUUGUUGAGCUUCUGCCAGUUCACCUACAAGUUCAGUCCUUGGCAUCAUUAGUGAGAGAAGAACUUCAUCCAGAGUGCAGGGAUAAGAAGUGCCGGGCUGACACCGAGAAGAAAUGCCAGAAUGCAAAUGACCUCCGCCGAAUAUUGUUUUCUCCUGAGCUUGUGGAUGGCAUCUUGAGAAUCUUAAAGUUUCAGUUCCAGAAAGCUAAACUGACAGAGGAUGUCCGUAACAACGUUCGCAGUUUUCAAAAGGAGCUAAGCAUAAGUUGCAUGGAAGAGCUGUCCACCGAGCUAGUUGAAAAUGGAACUAAUACUCGAAUUUCAGAGAGUCGUAGAUCAAAGCACAUGGAUUGUUUUGUGGAGCAAGAGGCAAAUGGCAGAAAGCACAUUUUCAUCAAACAUGGAGUAGAUCCUAAUGAGGUGCGCAGAGUUCUCUGUAAAGAGAUAAACCAGCUGACGGGGUGUCAAAUUGAUAACGAGAGCUGGUUGCAUCUGCAAGCUAUUCUAGAAUGCAAGUCACCUGAUCGCAUUUCUUCCGUGUUGGACAACGCGAGCGUCUCCCAGGACGCGGAAGCAGGUGACACCCCACACUUGGAACCUGAUCUUGGCUCAGAGGUACCAGAAGAGCUCCACGAACUUCUGUUACAGUAUGACGACUUUUAUUUUCGACCGGGCGAAUUUGUUGCAUUUGAAAGAGAAGACUCCACUGACGACGAACCGAAGUACAUAUAUGCACAAAUCAUUCGCAAGCUUAACACGCCGAAUCUUGCUAAAUCAAAAAAGGACAAGACAAAGAGAAAACAGAGAGGAGAGAGCAACCUUCUUAGCAGGUAUCUUAUAGAUAUCGGCAGUGAGAAGAUAGAGGUGGAUGUGCUAGAUCUCUACAAGAUCAAACGACCACGACCGAUUCACGAGGAAGAAGACAAAGAAAUGGAGGAGGAAUCUGUCUCAGACACAAUGGAACUUGUGCCUUAUGCAGGAAGCAGUGGCCAAAAUACAGGAGAAGCAAGAACGCAAUCAUCAACAUCUUCCCAAGGUGCAAACGAACCUCCCAAGCCAAGAACGUUGGAAAACGCCUUAAAAGAAGUGAGAAAAGCUUUGGCUGAAAUUUGUAAACUUCCGGAAGACAAACAGAAAAAGGCAAUUAGACGCCUUUUCCUUCGAUGGCACCCUGACAAGAACAUGGACAUGCAAGAAAUUGCCAAUGAAGUGAUGAAGUUCAUACAAAACGAGGUCGAAAAGUUCUCAAAAGGUGGAUCAGGAGGCCGUGAUGAAGGGUUCGCAAGGGCGCGGCCAGAUUUUUCAGACUUUUUUAGGCAGUGGUAUCAAAGAGGUCGAAGACAACGCUCAAGCUACGAGAAUUUCCGUCGACAUAAUCCGAGAUUCACUGGUUUCACAUCACACUCCAGGAGACGUUACACGGGACCCGACGCACGCUUGUCCAAGAUGUGGAUGCGUCAAAGCAAAGAGGAUAUCCGCUCUGUUGAACAUCUCUUGGCAGCCCGAGAUCCACUGUAUUACCUUGUCUGCUUCCAGUGUCAUCAAGUUGCAGAGAAAGCUCUCAAGGCCGCACUAUACGCCUUCUCCGGAAUCGCGGACAGGCAGCUUAAUACUCACGACUUAGUUCAAUUGGCCUAUGAUCUGUCGUUGCUGCGAGGAGCACCAGAUGUCACUACAUUGGUGGCUAGGCUGUCCGACUACUACGACACCACUCGGUACCCCGACAAACAGGUGCCACCUAAGGUUCCUGCUGAUGUGUUCCAAGAUUCUCAGCAAGCGCAAGAGGCGUUCAGACUCGCCAAAGCAGUGCUGGCUGCAAUAGAACCGUUUGUAGGCGUUUAAAAGACCGCUUUGUUUUCCGACUGCUUAAUAGUCUUAUUCAAGUCGCAACAGACAACUCGAAAAUCAACAAAGUUGUAUCAUCACUUUUGAUUUGUCUUUUAUAAGAAACGGAUUUGUAGCAGUUUAGGUUAGGAACGAAACCUUUUUUAAAGGACCUUGAAAUAGAUGUUAUUUUCCGUGUCCGAAGAAAAACAGCAGCCAGUAAAUUUACAAGUGGCAUAGAAUGAGAAACUGGACUUGAUCAUAAAAUAUUAACCCUUGGUAAACCUCUGAUCAGUGUAGGCUACAUGUAGAACGAUUUUGCUUUGAUGCAAAUAAUUCAUUACAAGGUUUGCAACAGAAACAUUGUCAGUACGUCUUAACUGUGUCUGUUGCAUUCAUGGGAUAGGAGGAUAUGUAAUACUCAUGAUAAUUUUAGCAAUACUCAGUACGCUCGAGCCAAUCAAGUUUGUUUGCCGAGCAUUAUAGUUGUGAAAGUAUUCAGAGUGAACAUCCUCUUCUCGACAGGAAAGGUUACGUUAAGGAAGUAAUCGUACAACUGCUUUUUUUUAAAUCGUUACUAAUAGCUUGUUUUGGUCGGUUUUGUAACACUUAAAGUCUCUUCGAGGCAGACAGGCAAGCAUCAACAGGCUUUGGUACAGAAAAGGGAAUAGGAUUAGAGCCAUUGCUAUAUAUGCCUUUGUUUUUCAUUAGCAAUAAAAAAGUCAACUAUGUA